Molecule: messenger RNA, 887 nt
Organism: Tribolium madens (black flour beetle)
Lineage: Eukaryota; Metazoa; Arthropoda; Insecta; Coleoptera; Tenebrionidae
Gene: Osi12
Exons: 2
Coding region: 44-763 (239 amino acids)
Source: RefSeq, a predicted model, not a curated record
CCAAUAGAGGUUUUGCUAUCAGUCGUUGUCGGUUCUUGGAGUGAUGAAGACGUUAGUGUUAGUGGCGGCCUUCGCCGUAGUGGCCUUAGCUCAAGACUCCUUCGAUAGUACCGGAAUACGUCUGGUUUUAAAAAUCUACGAUGAUUGUAGCAAAAGCUCUGGAUUUUCGCCAUGUCUUAAGAAAAAAGCCAUCACAUUUUUGGAUAGAUUGAGCCGAAUGGAUCAUUUUACACUCGCCGAAGGUGUGAUGAUUACAAAAUCAAACGAUGUUAUUCCCGAAGCUACCCUCUCAGAAGAACAACUUGAAAAUACGCUACCCAGAGCUUCCGAUGCCAAAGACGAAGCUUUGACUAACAUUCUUUUAGACAAAGUUGCCAAAUUCGUCGGCUCGAGGACAAUCGAAGUCACUUUCCCUAAAUUAGCUCUUGAAGAAGGUCGUGGCAAAAAAAUGAAAGGCAUGAUGGGUGGUAUGAUGAUGGGAAUGGCUGCCAAAAUGGCCGCUCUAGUUCCGGUCGCAAUCGCGGGACUUUUCUUGCUAGCAGGAAAAGCUCUCAUCACUGCGAAAAUUGCUCUCCUCAUUUCAGGAAUCAUCGCCAUUAAGAAACUCUUUGCCGCCAAACACAGUCACGGAGGACACGGUUGGUCCGGCGGUGGCGGCGGCGGCGGCGGCGGCGGUUGGCAGUCCAGCGGCGGCGGUUGGGACAAAAGAUCUUUCGAAGACCCACAAAAAUUAGCCUACAAAGCGUACAGUCCCAAAUCGUAGAAAUGACCGAUUUUUUGGUCGCUUCUUUUUCUUCAGGCCAUUGUUAUUUAUUUUAUUUAUGUUAUUUAUUUUGUACCAAUCAGUAUUGUCCUGAUUUUUCUUCAAUAAAAUUGUUUUUUACGAA